AUGGGCAAGGGAUACGGCGUGAAGCAGUUCCGCACCGAUCUCAAGGCUUACAUGCAGAUGGCUGCCAUCGAAAACCAGCAAGUGGUUUUCAUCUUGGAGGAUCAUCAGAAAAACCUGCAUGUGGCUGUGAUCAUGGACUACACAAAUCCCUCGUUCACGGUGAACUGUCAGAGCAACCCUGCCCUGAUCAAGCAGUGCAAUGUCAUGUGGAUGAGCAAGUGGAGUAAGGAGAGCAUGUGCUCCCUGCCAAUGAUGGUCAUCACUAAGAGCAAGGACUCGGGGGACGCAGCAGGAGUCUUCACACAAGAGAAAAAGAAGAAAAAGGACAAGAGAGAAAGACGAGUUUCAGGCGGAGAUUCCCUGCUAAAUGGAUUCCUCUCCAUCCACCAGUCCAUGCCAAGCAACGCUGCGACACCGAGAAAGUAUAUGCAGCUGAUGAAAACAUACCUGAAAGUGUACAAACACAAGAAGCAGAUGAUUCUCGACAGGCAGCAGCACUUGAAAGGUGGUGUCGACAAACUGAACGAAGCAACAACAGUUGUGGACAAGCUGAAAAAGGAGGCUGGAGAACAGGAGGUCAAACUAAACCAAAAGCAGGAGGAAGCAAACAAAGCACUCAAGAUGAUUACCAACACCAUGAACUCACACAAAAUUCACGCCGACGCUCCUGCAAAGCAGCAUGAAGGUCACAUACGAAGCCCCUCCAGGUGUGAAAAAGAACCUCCUUCGUUCCUACACGAUGGGGGACCAGAGUACAUUGCAGCUGGAGGCGGAAACGCUCAGCGAGCUCAGGCGCUGUUUGCCCUGGCAUGGUUCCACGCUGUGGUCCAAGAACGACGAACGUUCAUUCCUCAAGGUUGGACCAAGUUCUACGAAUUCAACUUCGCUGAUCUCAAGGCAGGUGCAGACAUCCUCGACCGCUUGGUGGCGAUGGGAACCUUGCGCUGGGACUACAUGCACGGUCUGAUGGAAAACGCCAUUUACGGUGGCCGCGUGGACAACUCAUUCGAUCUUCGUGUGAUGGUGUCAUACCUCAAAGAGUUUUUCAACGGAGAGGUCAUCUCUGGGUCGUCCAAAGCUCAUCGUCCUCUGGGCCCGAACAUCAACCUGCCGACGUCCGCAGACUUCAAGGAAUACAUCCGCAUCAUCAAGUCAUUCAGUGAAACCGACAAACCCAUCUACUUCGGCCUUCCUGCGAACAUCGACCGUUCGGCACAGCGCAUGAUCAGCGCGAAUGUCAUCAGCCAGCUGAAGGUGCUGAUGAGAUCAAUGCAGGCGACUGACAAGUUCGACCGCGACAAGUGGCAGAAAGAACUGUCACCAGUGCUAAACCUGUGGAAGAAGCUCAACUCAGAGGUCAAUCUGACGAAGCAAAUCACGCGGCAGUCAGCACAUCGAAUGUCGAUCAGCAGCACCAAAGAACCAAUCACCUCUUUCAUCCAGCUCGAACACUUCAACGCGCUGCGUUUGGUACAGGACGUGCAUCGCAGCUUGGCAAACGUCAGCAAAGUGAUCCGUGGCACUAUGCUUCUGUCCCCUGACGUCAAGAAGGUGGCAGAUAGCCUGAUGCGCAACGAAACACCGGGCGCGUGGCAGGCGGUGUGGGAGGGACCAGAAGAUCCGUUCCAGUACCUGCGCUCCCUGGUCAGUCGCACGCUCGCCUGCAAACGCUGGGUGCAGAAAGCCGAGUCGGGCACACUGCUCAACGAGCCGCUCGAUCUAUCUGAGCUGUUCCAUCCAGACACCUUCCUGAACGCACUACGCCAGCAGACUGCGCGCUUGCACAAAACAGCCAUGGACGGAUUAGUGUUUGUCUCGUCCUGGGCGAAGAUCGGAGUCAACUCGAAGAUGCCGGUAAAAUUGACUGGCCUGCAGCUGGAGGGCUGUGCAUUCGAUGGAGCACGACUGACAGAGAGUCGUGCUGAUUCGCCUAGUGUCACUAGUGUACCCGUCUGUACAGUGGCUUGGGUGCCUCGUGACGAUGCCGAAGCCAAAGUCCCGACCGAGGUCAUCUCAAUGCCGCUGUACAUGACUCAGGAGCGCGAAAAGGUCGUCGUGUGCCUGGAUGUCCCCUGCGCUGGGGAGACCGGGCGCUGGAUUCAGUCGGGUGCCGCCAUGUUCCUCAAGGAUUAGCUGUCCGACCCGUCACAAAGAGCUGGUGUGAGGUGCCGACGUAGGACUUGGCGCCCGCCAGUACGAUUGCCGUAGAUUUCCUGUGAGGAAGUCAGAUGCACUUGCGAGGAAAGGCCCAUUUACUGGGAAGAGGAUCGGAGCUGCACCGUCGCCGUCGCAAAAAGAAUGCGUCCGGACUGCCUGAGCUAUGUUUCUUUUCGGUGUGCGACUUACUGUGAUCAGCUUACGGCAAGGUCGCGCGAUUUAUGUGGUUUUCUUAAUACCACA
This is a messenger RNA of Amphibalanus amphitrite, 2400 nucleotides long. RefSeq names its product cytoplasmic dynein 2 heavy chain 1-like. Gene Ontology annotation, molecular function: minus-end-directed microtubule motor activity; dynein intermediate chain binding; dynein light intermediate chain binding. The transcript is spliced from 3 exons. Bases 1 to 2133 code for a protein of 710 amino acids. Gene Ontology annotation, cellular component: dynein complex. Gene Ontology annotation, biological process: microtubule-based movement. The record is from RefSeq and is a predicted model, not a curated record. NCBI's taxonomy places the organism in Eukaryota, Metazoa, Arthropoda, Thecostraca, Balanomorpha, Balanidae.